CCAGAAACCUCAAGAAAAAAUGUUACAGCAUCGGAAGUAAAAGUUGGCCCAAUCGAAUGGCGCCAACAAUUCCACAAACACUAAGGCCACUGUUAAGCCAGCACAGAACAACCACAGCAACAGCCAAAUUCCUCAUAUCUCGCAACCCAGCACAUAAAUGGACCAACACAAACAACAACAACAACAAUGCUCUCAGUUCUCCUAGACUCACCUAUUUCCAUCGUCCUCAUCCUCACCUUAUUCCUGAUCAUCUUCCUCUUUCGCUUUGCCAUCGUUUUCUUCUUCUUCGUCAUCCUCUUCGUCUUCUCCGUCGGCUUUGUUCACCUCCUUUUAGAAUUUCUCUGACCCUUAUGACCACUUCUCAGGCCACCGCGUCAGACUCCACACAGCCCUCAAACAAAACGGUGAGGGUUGUGAUAAAGGGGCGGGUACAGGGGGUGUUUUAUAGAAACUGGACAGUGGAGAAUGCGACCCAAUUGGGGCUGAAAGGUUGGGUGCGGAACAGGAGGGAUGGCUCUGUGGAAGCUCUAUUCUCUGGGAACCCUGAUGUGGUCCAGGAGAUGGAGCAAAGGUGUCGCCGAGGUCCACCGGAUGCAAUGGUUACUGGGCUUGAGGUAUUUCCUAGCAGUGAUGAUCCUGGUUCUGGAUUCAAGCGCAAACCAACUGCCUGAUCAACCCAUUUAAAAACAUAGUACCAUUUGCUGUGCUAGUAUGUAUACUCUUUUCCUCUACAUAAAUUAUACAGCAAAACUAUAAAGGAAACAUAUUUUAUUAGUUGUGAAUCGGUGGUUAUCUUGUUCAAUGACAUGCUUCUGAAUUAUUAUAUUUAUAUUUAUUAUACGUCAGCUUGUGAAUAUUUGGUUUCUGUUCA
This is a messenger RNA of Quercus lobata, 871 nucleotides long. RefSeq lists its product as uncharacterized. NCBI's taxonomy places the organism in Eukaryota, Viridiplantae, Streptophyta, Magnoliopsida, Fagales, Fagaceae. The record is from RefSeq and is a predicted model, not a curated record. The transcript is spliced from 2 exons. Gene Ontology annotation, molecular function: acylphosphatase activity. The coding region runs from base 57 to 671 and encodes 204 amino acids.